AUGAAACCACUGUGCUUGACCUUGGGCCUUUUGGCUUUUGUAACAUGUUUCUUGUCUGGAGAGAGUCACAGAGGCCCCAGCCUGCCAGUGCCUAGACCACUGCCACCUGCUCGACUUCCUCCACGACGCAUUCCUUCUAUCCCAGGAUUUGUUCAACGCCCUUCUCUACCCUCUGGUCCAGGGAGAAUUCCACCACGCCGUCCUUUCUUCCCAGGUUAUCCAAAUCCACCAAGACCUUAUCCAUAUAGACCUCAACAGCUCUUUCCAUAUCCUCCAUUUUAUCCUCCCUUCUUUCCACCUCUGCCCCCAAUACCACCAACUACAACAGACUCCCCUACUGCCUCCAUUACCGACAGAACAAACUCCAUUACAGAUACAACAGUCCCCGACAUCGACACACCAGUCCCCGAGGUCGACACACCAGUCCCCGAGGUCAACACACCAGUCCCCAACGCCGACACACCAGUCCCCGAGGUCGACACACCAGUCCCUGAGGUCGACACACCAGUCCCCAAUGCCGACACACCAGUCCCCGAGGUCGACACACCAGUCCCCGACGCCGACACACCAGUCCCCGAUGCUGACACAGUAGACUCCAUUAUAACAACAGUCCCCAUAACAAACAAUAUAGACUCCACUACAAACACAGCAGAAUCCACCACCAAAUUCAUCAAGCCCACAACUACAUCAUCCAAUACCCAAAAUUCCUUUAAGAGAUUUUUAGAAAAACUUCUUUUCUUUUUUGGAUAUGGAAGAGAUAGCCCAUGA
Messenger RNA from Budorcas taxicolor (takin), 768 nucleotides. RefSeq lists its product as uncharacterized. The transcript is spliced from 3 exons. The record is from RefSeq and is a predicted model, not a curated record. The coding region runs from base 1 to 768 and encodes 255 amino acids. Lineage: Eukaryota; Metazoa; Chordata; Mammalia; Artiodactyla; Bovidae.